This is a messenger RNA of Tupaia belangeri chinensis (Chinese tree shrew), 2544 nucleotides long. RefSeq names its product katanin regulatory subunit B1 like 1 (gene KATNBL1). Bases 224 to 1132 code for a protein of 302 amino acids. NCBI's taxonomy places the organism in Eukaryota, Metazoa, Chordata, Mammalia, Scandentia, Tupaiidae. Gene Ontology annotation, cellular component: nucleolus. Gene Ontology annotation, molecular function: microtubule binding. The transcript has 10 exons. The record is from RefSeq and is a predicted model, not a curated record.
UUACCUCCGGGUGGAGUCGACCUCCGGCGGGCAGGGAAGGACUGGACGCGUGCGAGGCGAGCUGUGUGAGGGCAGGUUCUCCCGAGAGCCGCCUAGGCCUGGCCGUGGCGUUUCCUUGUUUUCUGACGGCUCCUCGGCUCCCUGACAGAUGAGCUUUGUUUCUCCUGACCGAGACUUGACAUAGCUGCAUAAGAAUUGCUGAUCGCGACGCAUUUAAAAGAUUAUGGCAUCUGAGACCCACAAUGUUAAAAAACGGAACUUUUAUAAUAGCAUUGAAGAUCAUCCCAUUGGUCUUCCUAGAAAAAGGAUCUCUAAUUUCACUAAUAAGAACAUGAAGGAGGUUAAGAAAUCUCCAAAACAGUUGGCUGCUUACAUAAAUAGAACAGUUGGACAAGCUGUGAGAAGCCCAGAUAAACUACGUAAGGUGAUCUAUCACAGAAAGAAAGUUCAUCAUUCCUUUCCAAAUCCUUGUUACAGAAAAAAACAGUCCCCUAGAAGUGGGGGCUGUGACAUGGCAAAUAAAGAAAAUGAACUGGCUUGUGCAGGCCACCUGCCCGAAAAAUUACACCAUGAUAGUCGAACAUAUUUAGUUAACUCCAGUGAUUCUGGUUCUUCACAGACAGAAAGCCCAUCAUCAAAAUAUAGUGGUUUUUUUUCUGAGGUUUCUCAGGACCAUGAAACAAUGGCCCAAGUUUUGUUCAUCAUGAGAUUGAACGUAGCUUUAACUUUCUGGAGAAAGAGAAGUAUAAGUGAACUUGUAGCUUAUUUGGUGAGGAUAGAUGAUCUCGGAGUUGUGGUAGAUUGUCUUCCUGUGCUGACCAAUAGUUUACAGGAAGAAAAACAGUAUAUCUCACUUGGCUGCUGUGUAGACUUGUUGCCUCUAGUAAAGUCACUACUUAAAAGCAAAUUUGAAGAAUAUGUAAUAGUUGGUCUAAAUUGGCUUCAAGCAGUCAUUAAAAGAUGGUGGUCAGAACUAUCAUCCAAAACAGAAAUUAUAAAUGAUGGAAAUAUUCAGAUUUUAAAACAACAAUUAAGUGGAUUGUGGGAACAGGAAAAUCAUCUUACUUUGGUUCCAGGAUAUACUGGUAAUAUUGCUAAGGAUGUAGAUGCCUAUUUAUUACAGUUGCAUUGAGAGAUUUUUGUCUACUAAAGAGCAUUUGGUUGUUCAAAACAUCCUUGGACUGUAUGAUUUCCAAGAGAAGAUCUCAUCUGAGAACUGUGAACUGUAGAAGAAAUCAAAACCAUUUUUUCUUUUAUAAAACCACGUAAUGAAACCACUAAUGAAACCCUAACAAUCUACUUCACAUUGAAGUGGAAAAAUAACUGAAAGGAGCAGCUUCAACUUCAAUGAGGUCAAAGUGCACUACGAAGAUUAUUCGCCUUUGCUGCAUUUGGGAUUUAUAUAGUUGUUUAAGAACUACUGGGUCUUAAUGCAAUCCUACAUAAGAAUAUAAUUUAUAUUAUGUGAAAAAAUAAGACAGGACUUAUUACUAGGAACCACAAAGACCAAUCAUCAUUCAUUUUUUUUAAGGUUGUGUUUUAUAAAAAAACACUUAAAUGUGUGCAGCUAUUUUCUUAUGUUGAAAAAGACUUUGAACAUUUAAGACAUCAUAGCAAAUAAUCAAUAUUAAAAUGUUUUUGUCCACACUGAGAUACUGUGUAUGCAAAAUGCCUUAAUUAUUAACAAGCCAAUGUUUCAUGAUACCCAUAUCUGUUUUAAAAAGUUAAAACCAACCAUGUUCUGGCAUGAUAAAAUCAUGGACUUAAAUCAGGGGGUUACAUUCAUGUAGAAUGUUAUUGUCGAAAUGUAUUCCACACCAUUUUUAAAACUUGAGAGUAUUUUUAGGUCUCUGGGUUUUUUUUUUGCCGGAAACAUGAUAUCAUGUAUGUAUGCGUUAUCCCUAUGAAAGGAAAAAGGUGAAUAUGUAUCUGUAUGAAUGUUUAACUGGAAAUGUCCAUGGAGUUGGCUAAUUUAUAUUCACUUUUUAUUGUAUAUAGAUUUCUAAUAUUUUUCAUUUCUGUAUCAUUUAAACUUCUGUCAUUUGAGUAAAUUUACUAAAUACUCUAUUUUUUGCUUUUUAAAAUUCUGAUUUUAUAUGCAUUCUAAUUCUUUUUCAGUAUAUAUGUUUUAAAGAGUUACCUACUAUGCUUUAGAAUUGUUUACAGUUAAUGCUGACCUUGUUUAAAUUCCAGAACUCCACAUUACUACCUCCUCUAAUGGUUAGUACAAUAUGCCAGCAGACUAUAUUAGUUCUUCUUUUUUUUUUUUUUUUUUUAAUAUGCUACGUUUAGUUCCGUGAACUCGACUCUGGGCUAUCAGAAUAGUUCUAAGUCUUACCUAACCUGAAAAUGAUUGGUGUUUAAUACCAUAGCUGGUGGUUCAUAUAUCAUCUCAUCCUUAGUAAUCCUAACAGGCAUCUGAGCAAAGAUUUGUAGUAAUCAAAUUCUCUGCAGUGAUCCUGCAAGCACAUGAAUGUAAACCUUUAGCAUUUACCCAAUAGUGACUACUGAUGUAAAUUGCAGGUAUCAUACUUGCUGUAAAAA